AUGUCGUCUGGAAUUGGUCUGCCGGUGUUCCAUGCGGGAGAAGAGGAUUUUGCAAGUUUCUUGGAGCAGUUGGAGUGCUACUUUGUAGUAAAAGAUGUCGAGGAAUCCAAGAAAUUUCAUACACUUAUAGUUGGUCUGCAGCCUAGGCAGUAUCAAGUUCUUAAGGAUUUGGGUGUGCCUGCUACCCCUGUAAGUAAAACUUACGAUGUUUUAACAGCAUUGCUAAGAAAGCAUUAUUGUGGUACUACGAAUCCAAGGGUUGAGCGUACUAAGUUUCGGCAAGUAAUGAGACGAGAAGGCGAGACUCUUCAGGCUUUUUCAGUACGUCUUAAGCAUGAAGCUAGACAUUGUGAGUUUGGUGAUUCACAGAUGUUAGUCGACCAGUUGAUUGCUGGAGUUCAUUCAAAGUGUAUAGCAAAUAAGCUUUUGGAGUGCAAAGAGGGACUAGAUUUAACUUUUGAUAAAGCUUUACAAAUUGCGGAAGCUACUGAAGUUAAUGAAAGAAACGCCGCUUUUUAUGCAAGAUCGGGAAACGGGAGCCAAAGUGCAGUACAUAAGACGCUUCAUGUAAACAAAAUUUACAGUAGACAGUCUGUUCAGAAGAAGAAGGAUGAUGUGAAACCAGUGUACCAUUUGGCUAAUGUGUGCAAAUUUCGUGAUAGUGAAUGCAGAAAGUGUCAUAGAAUGGGACACAUUGCUGUUGCAUGUCGGCAAGGUAAAGUGCCGAAAUCUCAACAUCAAGUGGAUGUAGGCUUAAAUCAAACAGUAAAUGUUGUGAAUGAAAGUACUUUGAAACCAGAUGUACCAGAAUUACAGAGGCUUAACCUUAAUGUUACUAAUAAUGCCAGGUUGAAUCCUGCUGGGCAUAAUGUUAAUGGAAAUGAGUAUCAUAUUUUUGAAAUAAAUGAUGUGCUGAAAUUAGAUGUUAAAACUGAUUUGAAGUUACAUACCAGUAGUAAAUAUUUUGCUAAUAUGAAUUUGAAUAAUGUUGACAUUGAUUUUGAAUUAGAUACAGGUGCUGCUGUAACUUGUGUUGGUGAAUAUACAUUUAAGAAAUUUUGUAAUUCUCGAGAAGAGUUACAAGCUAUUGACAUUGCUCUUACAGAUUAUAAUAAACAGCCAUUGGAAAUUCUUGAAUGGGCAAGUCCUACAAAUAAUAUUGUCAAGUCAGAUGGUAAAAAUGUUAGAAUUUGGGCUGAUUUUAAGGAAACAUUAAAUCCUGUUUGUAGUAUUGAUUCUUACCCAUUACCUAUUCCUGAAGAUAUUUUUGCUACUUUAGCAAGAGGUGAAUCCUUUACUAAACUUGACUUAAGUCAUGCAUAUCAUCAAUUAAAAAUGAUAUUGUUACAAUAUGGAUUGAAUUGUGCUGUUGGUAUUUUCCAAAGAGUAAUGGAAAAUGUUCUUAAAGAUAUACCCAAUGUUGCUGUAUAUUUGGAUGAUAUUGUUAUUACCGGUCCUAUUGAAAAUGACCAUUUGAAAACACUUGAAUUAGUUUUGCAUAAACUUUGUUCUAAUGGUUUAAAGUUAAAGAAGGAUAAAUGUUCAUUCAUGAAUAAAGAAGUUCAAUAUUUAGGUCAUAAGUUAGAUGCUGAAGGAGUACAUGCUUCUGAUGAAAAGGUUAAGGCUAUUGAUCAAUUUUCUGUGCCCAUGAAUAAGCAAGAAUUGAGUACUUUUAAUGGGAUGGUUAAAUCCUUAUUCUUGACUUGUGAUGCUAGUUCUUUUGGUCUUGGAGCAGUAUUGGAGCAAGAGGGUGAAAGUGGUUCAUUAAAACCAGUGUCAUAUGCUUCCAGAACAUUAACUAGGUCAGAAAAGAAUUAUAGUCAGACUGAAAAAGAAGGUUUAAGUGUAAUUUGGGCAGUUAAUAAAUUUCAUAAAUACUUGUAUGGCAGGAAGUUUGAAAUAUGGACUGACCAUAAAUCAUUACUAGGUUUGUUGGGAGAUGGUAAGGCAGUACCCCAUAUAGCCUCUGGUAGGAUCAUUAGAUGGUCAUUAGUUCUUUCUGGUUAUGACUAUAAACUGAAGUAUAAACCAGGGUGUAAAAUUCCAAAUGCAGAUUGUCUGUCCAGAUUUCCUAUGCAAAUUAAUGAAUUUGAACCUCCGAAUGUAGGAGAAGAGGUUUUGUUACUUGAACAUGUUGAUACUACUAAUGUUAAUUCCUCUGAUAUACGCAGAUGGACUGAUAGAGAUCCUGUACUAUCUCAGGUCAGGUCAUGUAUUCUGAAUGGUUGGGAUGAUAAUUUUGAAUUAAAUGAAGAUUAUCAACCAUAUGUUAGUUGA
Molecule: messenger RNA, 2277 nt
Organism: Macrobrachium nipponense
Lineage: Eukaryota; Metazoa; Arthropoda; Malacostraca; Decapoda; Palaemonidae
Exons: 5
Coding region: 1-2277 (758 amino acids)
Source: RefSeq, a predicted model, not a curated record